Messenger RNA from Cuculus canorus (common cuckoo), 5373 nucleotides. It is a transcript of the gene FAM234A, whose product is annotated as family with sequence similarity 234 member A. Lineage: Eukaryota; Metazoa; Chordata; Aves; Cuculiformes; Cuculidae. The transcript is spliced from 12 exons. The record is from RefSeq and is a predicted model, not a curated record. Gene Ontology annotation, molecular function: protein binding. Bases 1226 to 2887 code for a protein of 553 amino acids.
CGCACUGGUUCUCCAUUAAGUUUUUUCCUUCUCUUUAUAUAUGUUAAAAAAACUCAAAAGUGGUUUUAUUUUUUUUCCCCCUUUUAGCGCUUAGCCACCUCGUUUUUAUGUCUGCAGCACUGGAGAGCUGCCUCACACCUCCAACUCAGACAAAGCGUGGCCCUGAUCUGCCCAUUUCAAAAGCCAUUUGUCUUUGUGAGGAUGGGCAGAUCUGCUGGAGCACGUUUCUGAGAUGGGCUCAAGUCUGGGUUUUUAGAACCGUUACAGAACAGAUAACAAAUCUGGGCAGGUUUCUUCCAGGGAGGAGUACAGCGACAGCCAGUCUGCCUGUUCACUGUGAGCUCUGGAGUCAGAGCUUCUUCCGUGGAGCCUUCUGACUUGCCAUAAAAGCCCUGAGGUGUGUUUUUAACGGCCAGGCAGGGAGAACACGGCAGAGGUGACUCGAGAUAGAGCAAAACGCAGGGGCAGGGUGAGGAAAGCGGUCACCUGUCUCAGCCUGUCCCUCCGGGGCCCGAGGCACCAGCUGUGUCCCAGCACCAGUGAGAGGAAUUUGCAUAUUGUAACUCGCUUAUUUGUGACUAGGUUUAUUUCCCGCAAGGGGAGGACGGCCACAGCCCAGACCCCCAGGAUCCGUUUUCUGUGGGAAUCGUGUGAGUAAAGCACUCUCUGCCGGUGGGGCCCGAGCCUCACCGAGUGCUCGUUAGCUCGCCGGGGCGAGCAUCUUUAAUUACAGACAGCUCCAGCCCAACGUUCUCCAGGCGGCGGAAGCGGGAGGGAGCCCGUCCCGCUGUUCCCAGGCCGCCCAUGCGGCGUGGGGGUCCCUCCAGGCUCCGGGAAAGCCAGUUCGGGGUUGGGUCCGUGGCGGCGCCCCCUAGCUGUUCGUCCUUCUUAGUGCAUGCGGUCCCGUUCCCCGUCCGGUUUGACCCGGGAUCCCGCGGUUUGACGUUGUUUCUGUAACCCCCGCGGGUGCGGGGGGCGCGGGGCGGCGCCCGUACGUGACUGUGCUGUUCUCUCGCGGUCUGAGCGCAUUAAAGAUCUGUGUUUGUGGCUCCCAGCGCUGCCCGGGCUCGUUCUUCGCCGCCAUCACCACCUCGCGCCCUGCGCGGGCCGGAAGCGGGCGCUGCGCCCUGACGUCACUUCCGGCGGGGCGCCGGGGUAUGGAGGCGGAAGUGGCGGAGGCGGUGAAGGGGGAAAAGUGUGUCUGAAUACCGAGGAAUGAGCUGCAAUGGAUAACAAAGACUCGGAAGCUGAGAUUCACCCUCUGAAGACAGAGGAUGUAAAAGCUCAAGAGAACCAUGAAAACUCUGUGGAGAGAAGAAUUAUCAGCAAGCAGUCAUCACGACUGUCUCGGCUGUCCCGGUGGCGCACUGCCGCCUUCUUCAUCUCGUUAUUUCUGUGUCUGAUAAUUGUCUUUGCUUUCUCGUUCAUCAUUCCUUGCCCAGAGAGGCCAGUUUCAGAAAGAACAUGGUUCCGAGACUACGACAACACAGUGGCCUACCAGUUCCUCGCUAUAGAAGAUGCGAACGAAGACAAAGUACAAGAUGUCAUCUUCGCUUUCAAGGCUGGAAAUGGCAGCAGCAGCAGCUUCAACAGAUCCUGCUUGGAUGAAGGUCUGCCAUCGCCGUGUGCUUUCAUUGUUGCUGUGUCCGGCACGAACGGCAGAGUGCUUUGGGAGAGCCCCGCUGCUGAGGAGGUUGAGUGGAUGGAGUGUGGCAUCAAGCAGCUCGGGGGGGCUGACACACCGGGCUGCCUGGUUGUGGGGAAGCCGGCAUCGCUUACGGCAGUUGACCUGCGGAGAGGGGAGGUUCAGUGGAGACAGUCCAGUGACUUUGGAGCUAAUUAUACUGUGCUGACUCCCGUGUCAGUGAUCCCAGAUGUGGAUAGUGAUGGAGUUCAGGACCUGAUAAUCUUUAUUGCUGCAGGAGAUAAGAUUAAGACCUUCAUCCAUUCAGGAAAAAAUGGCAAACAGAUUGGCUCCCCCGGAAGCCUGAGCGUGGAUGGGAAAGCUCGCUAUAUCAUGCUGAACCUGGGCUCCUCCUUCUACUUCCUUUUCUAUACAGAAAACACUCUCUAUGCAUAUUCCCUGAAAGAUCUGUACACUGCAGCAACUGGGAUGGAAAUUAAGCUUCCUAGCCUUGAGCAAGAUCCUCAGUGGGAGAGGAACGUUGACCGCACCACACACCGCUUCUCCCUCCUCAGCUCUGGAGACAUUCGUUACCUGGCAAAAAUUCCUGGGCGAUCACGGGAGAACAUCCUGCUUGUAAACUCAGAGAUGGCUACGCUGAUCAAUGCACAAAAUCUUCAGACUUUGUGGACCCUCAACGUGUCCCAAAUUUUAAGUGAGCCGCUGCUGGGCUACUACAGACCUGAUGUUCUUGCCAUUGUUCUUGAGAGUGAAAUUGGACCCAACAGAAAGAAGGUUAUGAUUGUUGAUAGUGGAUCUGGAACAGUCCAGUGGGACCUGAAGCUGAACUCAAGACCAGAUAGCCCUGGGCCAGCCACUCUUUCUACUGCUGAUCACCGGUCCACCUUCCUCAUCUGGGGUGACUACCAGGAGCCAGGAAAUGCAACGAGAUCCAGAGCUCCUCUCCAGAAGCUGUACCUUUUCCAUCCUUCCUACACUAACGUCCUGUUGGAGCUCCGCAAUAACACAGACGAAAUAAUUGCAUUCAAUGCCGCGCUGUUUGAGCGGAGCCGUCACGCCUGCUACGUGCUGUUGAGGGGUCCUCAACCCAGCGAGGAGCCGGCAUUGGUGUCUCUGAUGAAGCGGAAGCUGAAGGAGGAUGUUGCCGAGAGCAGGGUGAUCUGGCUGAGCCAGGUGGCUGUGGACAAGGAUCAGUAUGUCCGGGACCGCCUCUACAGGAUGCGAUUCCACAGUCGAGUGUGAGCUUGCUGAAGGAAGGGGGAGAGCCUGCCUUGGCCCCAGCAUCUCCAAGAUUCUCCUCUCCUCCGCAGCCGUGCUCUUAGUAAACCCAGACCACGGAUUCAAAUGGGAAGCUGCCUUUCUCGAUCCACAAACCAAAGUGUGGCUGGCGGGGAAGCAUCCCCAGCUUCUGGGGACACCCAAGCCGUGGGGGCAGCUGCCAGUGAAUCUGUCCUCAGAGCUGAUGGGACUUCAGUGCUUGGCCACCACUGAAGUUUUGUCAGCUCAGAGAAGAGGGCUUUCCCCUCGAUUCUUCUUUGCCCGCAGAGCUGUGGUGGCUCAGCCUGUGUCUGGAGGAAAACACGUGCUUGCUGGGGGUGUGGGAGUUGAUUGUUUCUUGGGCGCUUGCGUGAGAAGUGAAGCUUCGGCGUGUGGUGGAUGGUUUCCUUUCUGAUUUAGCCCUUUGGCUACAGGUCGAUUUGCAAUUCCCUCCCUGGUUUUGGGCCCCGGCUCUGGGAGUUGUGGGGUGUGCGCAGUGAUGGAGCCCAGCUGUGGCCGAUGAUGUGUUGAGGUGUCCCCAGGUCAGCAGAGCGCAGGUUAAAGUCUCAUUCUACUUAGAAAAUGGCCUUUUCUCCUAAGGACAGUCCCCUGUGCCCUGCUCUGCUGUCACAAGCCUACCUGUGCCUGUCUCCACGGCUUCUUUUCCAGCCAGGCUGUGCAGUGUUGGUGACAGACAGGGAGCUGCUCUCCCCACUGAUUGAUGCAUCAGUGUUCUUCCCUGUCUCGAGUCUGAUUAUUGGUGAUAUGAAAACCACCCUAAGUCCAGGCUGGCUGGUUCCUGACGGCACAGACACCACCUCUCCUGCUGGUUUUGAGGUGCCAGGGGAUCUAGGGCGUUUUUUCAGAGUAGAAUUGCACUUUAAGCUUGCUUGGGAGCUGGGUUUGCCGCUCUGGGGAGCCCUGUAGCCCAAUGGCAAUGCCAGCUGCCCUGCAAAUACUCACUCAGCUGCUAAGGAGCCUUUACUAUGUACUGUCCCCUCUGCCAGGAGGUGGUGCAGGCGUGUGCGGGGGGAACAACACGAGCUCACUUUGUAGCACAGCUCCAGAGGGAACUCUGUGCUUCUUCCCUGCCCUUGGAGUUGAAGUAGUGCUAAGUGAGGAUCCUCGGGCACUGAUCUCUCUGCCCAGCCCGAGGAAAUGGGACAGGUUGGUGCAGGAAGAUGAUGUCUCCCCUGGAGACUUCAGUAGCAUGGUGUGUUUGCUCUGCCAUGUUCCUGCACAGGCUGUAGAAACAGAGUGUGAAGCCUGGAAAAUGGUUUGAAUCGGUUGCUCAGUCGUGGAAGCUGCAGUCCCCACAGCGGCGCAUUGAGACAUGAGCUUUGUAGGUGCUGGGUGUCCCUCUGGCUGCUGAGAGGAAGGCGGAUAAAAACCACACCCCUAAAAAUAAACUCUCUUGAGGUUUGCAGAGGGGCUUUGGCCAGUGCCUCUUCCCUUGCCUAGUCUCACAUCGGCACGUGUGUGGAAAUACUGUAGGAUGAGGAGCUUAGGCCGGGUUGUGUAGUCACAACCAGUGGUUCUUCCCUCGUGACAGUGUGCUGCGGGGCAGCUGCAUUAACCCCUGCCCGUGCCCACAACGUCACCUCUCCCAGCCUUGUGGCAAAAUGCGCAGCAGCAGCAGCAGUCAUGUUCUGCCUGGAUGCUUACCUCUGGCUUCCAGCUGGCCCAGUAGCUGGAAAUGGUGGGUAUCCUCCUCUGUUCCUCUUUCCAAGCUGUUUCUGAGGGUGUCUGGGGAUGUGAGGAGGCUCCCCGGCCGUGUCCCCUAGCUUAGGUUGCCUCUUUGCUCAGCGCAGUGAAGACCUGAAGCCCAGCAGCCCCAGCGGUGCAGAGAGCAGGGCUGUGCCAGCGCUGCAGAACCCAGCUUGGGAGGCCCGGAUUCAGCCUGUCCUUCAUCCAGCUGGGGCAGAGUCGGGAGCGUGAGGGUGGUGGGAUACAGCCUAUAUCCCACUGAAAUUCUCCUGCCAGGCAGCGGGGUGCCCGGGCUGUAUUCUCACCACCAUCACAGCACCUCGGCUCUCUCCUUCUAUUGAUUCCUACCCAGACCUGACAUUUCCCGUAGGCACGCUGAAUGUUCCUUCAGGAGGGCUGGAUUUUCGUCUUUUGGGGGCUUUUUUUGGCUUUAAGUUGUCCAUUAAUGUUUCCAGAUACUUUGGAAAUGCAGAUUUCCCUGUGGCAGCUCAAUUAAACGCAUCAGUGCCAAACCAACACCUUCUUAACAACACAAGUCCUUUUUCCAGCUUACUUCUGUGUGUAAUUGGUUUUUUUUUUGCAGUAUUUAAUGAAUGACAUUGUGCCUUGAUUCAACAACUCAGAUGGGUGAUGAUGGCAGAUAUCACUGUGUUAUGUGUAAGUGUGUUUUUUAACACUAAAACUGUUUGGUUUGGUUCUUUAACUUAUUGCAAUUUGUGCCCUAUAGGACUUGGUCUAAACUGAAAUGGUUUCAAUAAAUCCUC